This is a messenger RNA of Cryphonectria parasitica EP155, 4065 nucleotides long. RefSeq lists its product as uncharacterized. The transcript has 5 exons. The record is from RefSeq and is a predicted model, not a curated record. NCBI's taxonomy places the organism in Eukaryota, Fungi, Ascomycota, Sordariomycetes, Diaporthales, Cryphonectriaceae. Gene Ontology annotation, cellular component: cytosol. Bases 1 to 4065 code for a protein of 1354 amino acids. Gene Ontology annotation, molecular function: 5-oxoprolinase (ATP-hydrolyzing) activity. Gene Ontology annotation, biological process: glutathione metabolic process.
AUGCCAGCAGCCACAGAAAGACCGCUACGAAUCUCCAUAGACCGAGGCGGCACUUUCACCGACUGCAUAGCCAAGGUCCGAGGCAGACCCGACAUUGUCCUCAAGGUGCUCUCGGUAGACGAGAGGAACUACCAGGAUGCGCCGACCGAGGCGAUCCGGCUUGUGCUGGAGGAGUUUUACGGACAGCCGAUCCCCAGAGGGACCGAGCUGGAUCUCAAGGACGUGGAAUGGAUCAGGAUGGGCACAACAGUAGCCACCAACGCCCUCCUAGAGCGCAACGGAGAAAAGACGGCCCUCCUGGUGACAAGAGGCUUCCAGGACGUGCUGGUGAUAGGCAACCAGUCCCGCCCCUACAUGUUCGACCUCUCGAUCCGGCGGCCCGAGGUGCUGUACUCGGACGUGUUCGAGGUGCCCGAGCGUGUCAUCCCGGCGACCUGCUUCGACUCGGAGCUGCGCCGGCUGAGGAUGCAGCACCCUCGCCAGGAGGCCGUGCGCGAGGUCGUGCAGGCCACCACCACGGGCGAGACGGUGCUGGUGACGGAGGAGCUCGACCAGGACGCCGUCCGCGCCCACCUCGACCGGCUGUACAGGCAGGGGUAUCGGUCCGUGGCCGUGUGCCUCAUGCACGCGUACAUAUUCCCGCGCCACGAGCUGCAGAUCCGUGACUUGGCCAGGCAGGCUGGGUUCGAGCACAUCUCGCUGUCGCACGAGGUCUCGUCGCGGUCCAAGAUCGUGCCCCGGGGCAACUCGGCCGUGGUGGAUGGCUACUUGACCCCUUCCAUCGAGCGGUACCUGCGCACCUUCAAGGCCGGUUUCCCCAGCCUUGAUGGCGACCGUGAUCGUGAUCGUUCUAGUGUCGGUGGUGGUGGUGGUGGUGCUGGCGGCGGUGGCCGUGGUGGUGCCAGGAUCGAGUUUAUGCAGUCCUCUGGCGGUCUGGUGCCCUCGUCUGCCGUGUCGGGCCUGCACUCGAUCCUGUCUGGUCCUGCCGGCGGCGUGGUGGGCUACGCGGUGACCUGUUUCGACAGCCACACGAGGACGCCCGUCAUCGGCCUCGACAUGGGCGGCACCAGCACCGACGUGAGCCGGUUCGACGGGGAGCUGGACCACGUCUUCGAGACCACGACGGCGGGGAUCCCGAUCCACGUGCCGCAGCUCAACGUCAACACGAUUGCCGCGGGCGGUGGCAGCGUGCUGGGCUGGCGAGACGGCCUGAUGACCGUGGGGCCCGAGAGCGCGAGGUCGUUCCCUGGCCCGGCCUGUUAUCGCAACGGCGGCCCUCUGACGGUGACGGAUGCCAACCUCGCCCUGGGCAGGCUGCUUCCAGAGUACUUCCCUUCCGUCUUUGGGCCUGGGCGCGACCAGCCCCUGGACAGGGACGUCGUGCUGGCCCGGUUCCAGCAGCUCACCGAGACCAUCAACCACGACACGGGCAAGGCCCUCAGCUGGGAAGACGUGGCCGACGGGUACCUGCAGGUGGCCAACCAGGCCAUGUGCGGCCCCAUCCGCAGCCUGACCGAGGCCCGGGGCCACGAGGCCGCAGCACACCACCUGGCGUCGUUUGGCGGCGCCGGAGGGCAGCACGCGUGUGCCGUGGCGGAGAUGCUGGGCAUCCAAAAGGUGCUCGUGCACAAGUACUCGUCCAUCCUGUCGGCGUACGGGAUCGGGCUGGCCGACGUGGUGCGCGAGGAGACGAGGCCGUGCAACAAGAAUGUGGACGAGGCGGGCGCGGCGAUCCGGGCCGAGAUGGACGGGCUGGCCGAGACGGCGAGGGCCCACGAGUCGAUGAGGAGCUUUGAGGACGGCGUGGUCGAGGUCAGGAGGUACCUGAGCAUGCGCUACGACGGCAGCGAGACCAGCAUCAUGACCUCUGCGGACCGAGACAUGGACGAGGCCAAGGCUGCGUUUGUGAGCACGCACCAUCGACAGUUUGGCUUCACGCCUGCGGGCAGGGCCAUCUGGGUCGAUACUGUGCGUGUGCGUGCUUUGUUGUCCACUGGUGCUGGUGCUGCUGCUGGUGCUGCUGCUCCUGGUGCAGUUCCUGCAGAGCCAACCCCAGAACAAACACGUCCUGUACGCUUCGCAUCUCUCGGCUGGGUGGUCGACACGCCCGUCUACACCCUCCAUGCCCUCCAGAAAUCCCCUGCCUCCAAGGUCCGCGGUCCUGCCCUCAUCGUCGACAAGACCCAGACCAUCGUCGUGGGGCCCAACUCAUCCGCCAGCUUUGCACCAGAAAGAGACCUUCUCAUCAUUGACGUCCAGCCAGAGGUGUUGGUCCCAAAACAACAACCUCAUGCUCCUCCUGCUCCGCCAACUUCUUCUUCUUCUUCUUCUUCUUCUUCUUCUUCUUUUUCCUCCUCCUCUUCCUCCUCUUCUUCUUCUUCCUUUUCACAAGAAAUCGAACCAGUCAAGCUCUCCGUCUUCCGCCACCGCUUCUUCGGCAUCGCAGAACAAAUGGGCCGCGUCCUCCAGAUGGUCAGCGUGAGCGCCAACAUCAAGGAGAGGCUCGACUUCAGCUGCGCCAUCUUCACCGCCGACGGCCACCUCGUCGCCAACGCCCCCCACGUGCCCGCCAUGAUCGGCAGCAUGGCCUUUGCCGUCAAGUCGCAGAUCGCAGAGUGGAAGGGCAGGCUCCGCGACGGCGACGUGCUGCUGUCCAACUCGCCCGCCUACGGAGGCGUGCACCUCCCAGACCUGACCGUCAUCACGCCCGUGUUUGCCUCCUCCGACAUCAUCUUCUGGACGGCCUCGCGCGGCCACCACGCCGACGUGGGCGGGAUCCUGCCUGGGUCCAUGCCGCCCACCUCCAAGCACCUGUCCGAGGAGGGCGCCGUGUUCGACUCGUUCCUCCUGGUGCGCGACGGCCGUUUUCACGAGGACGAGCUCCAGCGCAUCCUCUGUGUCGAGCCCGCCCGGUAUCCAGGCUGCUCCGGCUCGCGCUGCUUCCAGGACAACGUGACCGACAUCAAGGCCCAGGCCGCUGCCAACCACUGCGGCAUCCGUCUCGUGCGCAAGCUCAUUGACGAGUACACCAUGCCCGUCGUGCAGCUGUACAUGGGAGCCAUCCAGGAUGCCGCCGAGCUGGCCAUUCGGAACCUCUUUAGAUCGCAUGCCCGUCUCGAGGCCACAGACUUCAUGGACGACGGCACCCCCAUCACACUCACCGUCCUCAUCGACCCCGACACAGGCUCGGCCACCUUUGACUUUACAGGAACGGGGCCCCAGGUCCUGGGCAACUGGAACGCCCCCGAGGCCAUCACCCACUCGGCCGUCCUGUACGCCCUGCGCUGCAUGGUGGGCAACGAUAUUCCCCUCAACCACGGCUGCAUCAAGCCCAUCACCCUCGUCAUCCCGCCCCUCUCCCUGCUCAGCCCCCACCGCGACGCCGCCGUCUGUGCAGGCAACGUCCUGACCUCGCAGCGCCUCGUCGAUGUCAUCUUCAAGGCCUUUGGCACCUGUGCCGCCAGCCAGGGCUGCAUGAAUAACUUUACCUUUGGCAUUGGCUUUGGCUACUACGAGACCAUCGCAGGAGGCAGCGGCGCAGGCCCCCACUGGAACGGCACCAGCGGCGUCCACACCAACAUGACCAACACCCGCAUCACCGACCCAGAGAGCCUCGAGCGCAGAUACCCCGUCCUCCUGCGCCGCUUCGCCCUCAGGCCCGGAACAGGCGGCCGAGGCGCCCGGCCCGGCGGAGACGGCGUCGCCAGGGAGGUCGAGUUCAGGGUGCCCAUGACCGCCUCCAUCCUGAGCGAGAGGAGAAGAAGCUUUGCGCCGUACGGGAUGCGCGGCGGCGGCGACGGGGCCAGGGGCCUGAACACCUGGGUCCGGAACAACGGCGUGCGCGUCAAUGUUGGUGGGAAAGGGUCUGUCAGGGUGAGUGCUGGGGAUCGGUUUGUGGUGGAGACGCCUGGUGGAGGGGCUUGGGGUGCUCUUGAUGAGGACGAGGAUGGUAAAGGACAGGAGAAGAUGGCAAUUGGGAGACAAGAUGGACAGGGUGAGAGGCCGUUUGUGCCUCUUGCGAGUGGAUCUAUUGCUGCGAGGAUAGAUCUUGCGGAUCAGGUCUAG